CACCCAGUUGCCUCUCACCCCACCCCAGGGCACUGCUGGGCAGGCAUACGCGCCAUCGGGGCCCAGGAAUGCCGCCCCAACUCGCAGCCUUGGCAGGCUGGCCUCUUCUACCUCACCCGGCUCUUCUGCGGGGCGACCCUCAUCAGUGACCGCUGGCUGCUCACAGCUGCCCACUGCCGCAAGCCGUAUCUGUGGGUCCGCCUUGGAGAGCACCACCUCUGGAAAUGGGAGGGUCCAGAGCAGCUGUUCCGGGCCACAGACUUCUUCCCCCACCCUGGGUUCAACAGUGACCUCAGCGCCAAUGACCACAAUGAUGACAUCAUGCUAAUCCGUCUGCCCAGGCAGGCACAGCUGAGUUCCGCUGUGCAGCCCCUCAAUCUCAGCCAGACCUGCGUCUCCCCAGGCACGCAGUGCCUCAUCUCAGGCUGGGGUGCCGUGUCCAGCCCCAAGGCGCAGUACCCAGUGACGUUGCAGUGUGCCAACAUCAGCAUCCUGGAGAACAGACUCUGUCGCUGGGCAUAUCCGGGCCACAUCUCGGACAGCAUGCUCUGCGCAGGCCUGUGGGAGGGUGGCCGAGGCUCCUGCCAGGGUGACUCUGGGGGCCCCCUGGUCUGCGAUGGAACGCUGGCGGGCGUGGUGUCCGGGGGUUCGGAGCCCUGCUCCAGGCCCCGGCGCCCCGCGGUCUACACCAGCGUGUGCCACUACGGGGACUGGAUCCGAAAAACCAUGCAGGACAACUGAGCCUUCAAGCCUCCGACGACCAAGACAGGAGGGCGGGCGCGAGGGGGGGUGCUGCUGCAGGGCUUGACCUCCAGCUGCCCUCCGGACGUGCGAGGUCAACCGCGACGGAGCCACGCCCCCUCCGGCGGAACCCGGACGCGCCUUCGCCCCGCGUGGCCCCAUCUCUAUGACGUCACCAAGAAUUGGCACCGCCCUCCCGGAAGAGCGCGAGCUGUGGCUCCGCCCCUCGGAACUUCGCCCAGUGGGGCUUCCCCCCUGGACUCCACCCCUCGCGGCCCCGCCCCUCUGUCGGAGGCCCCGCCCCCUACGAUGUCAGGGGCGCCAUCGCUCCGCCCACGUGGGACCUGGCCGAGUCGGGUUCCGCCACUCGUGGCCCCGCCCUGGGCGUGACCUGAGUUUGAAUCCUGACGGGGACCCGACUGGGAGGAGUCGGGGGAGGGACUCGAUCCCGUGAGAGCCGAUGGAUGGUUUUACAAUAAACGCGGGGAGCUGCGCCUUGCUUCUGCCUGCGCUGCGGGACGAAAGGAGGGCAAUGGCUGGGCGGGGACCGGCAGACGAGGGACCCGCCACCGCGCUGCAAUUCCCCCUUGACCCUCCAGGAAGUCCUGCCUCAAGUCUCUCUCCACCAGCCCCAUUGCAGCAAGGCUCCCGGGUUCUUCUUGGGCUGGUCCCGCCGCCUCCAGGGGAAGGGGAAACCAGGUCACGGUGCCUCCCAAACCUGCCUUCCCAGAUCCCCGACCUUUCAGGGGGCAGCGGGCGGCGCCCGAUCCACCCUCAGGUGUUGGAACCAAAAAGAUCCGCCUUUCUUCCAUUCAGGUUGCUGGCAGCAGCCCCCUCCUCCCACAAAAAUCAGGCUCCAAGCCCCUGCUUCCAAA
This is a messenger RNA of Microcebus murinus (gray mouse lemur), 1616 nucleotides long. It is a transcript of the gene KLK9, whose product is annotated as kallikrein related peptidase 9. NCBI's taxonomy places the organism in Eukaryota, Metazoa, Chordata, Mammalia, Primates, Cheirogaleidae. The record is from RefSeq and is a predicted model, not a curated record. Gene Ontology annotation, cellular component: secretory granule. Gene Ontology annotation, biological process: proteolysis. Gene Ontology annotation, molecular function: serine-type endopeptidase activity.